This is a messenger RNA of Vigna angularis (adzuki bean), 1895 nucleotides long. RefSeq lists its product as uncharacterized. The record is from RefSeq and is a predicted model, not a curated record. Bases 430 to 1428 code for a protein of 332 amino acids. The transcript has 7 exons. Lineage: Eukaryota; Viridiplantae; Streptophyta; Magnoliopsida; Fabales; Fabaceae. Gene Ontology annotation, molecular function: phosphatidylinositol transfer activity.
GAAACUAAAUAAAGAUGUGACAGAUUAAAAAUAUAUUUUAUCCUUAAAUAAACUUGUUGGCGAAUAUUUUCUUUGGAUUGUGAGUAAAUUAGCUUGUUCUUUUGGCCAAUGGUAGAACUCUGCAAGUUCAUUGAGUAUGCGAUGGUUGUGGAAUGGAACUUGGUUGUAGUCUGGGGUUGGCUGGAUUUUGAGUUCAUGUUUUCUGGAUAGGAUGUGGGCAUACUAGUUAUGUUCUUCAUAGUAAAAAGGAUGAUCUGGGUGUGAAUAUGAUUCAAUAGAGUGUACAAUGGCCUCAAAGUAAAACUUGAAGAUCAUUUUUUCGCAUCACAAAAGACAAAAAAGAACAUCCUGAAAGGUUAGAGGUCUUGCACCAAGAAGACAAUAUCAUAGCCCUGGUUGUUUUAGCUUCAUUGGGGUUUGAAGGGAAAAAUGUCGUUUAAGAGAUCAAAAUCAGUGACUGAAAGAACUCUAUCUACUGAAGAGGAGCAGAUGAAGGUUCUAGAAGUCAAAAAGAUGAUUGGUCCAAUUGCUGAGAAGUGCUCAGUUCUGUGCUCGGAUGCAUCAAUUCUAAGAUACCUUAGAGCGCGCAGUUAUAAUACUAAGAAGACUGCAAAGAUGUUGAUAGGCACCAUAAAAUGGAGGCUGGAGUUCAAGCCUGAGAAUAUUCAAUGGGGUGAUAUUGCUCAAGAAGCUGAGAGAGGAAGGCUGUAUAAAGCUGAUUACUUGGACAAGCAAGGAAGGAUUGUUUUUGUUAUUAGACCUGGUAUUCAGAGUACAAACACUCCAAUUGCGCAAAUCAAGUAUCUAAUUUACUGUUUGGAGAAUGCCAUAUGGAAUCUAGGUUCCAAUCAAGAGCAGAUGGUUUGGCUCAUUGAUUUUCAAGGGUGGAACACAGCAUGCUUGUCUAUGAAGGUUGCACGAGACACUGCUCAAAUCCUGCAGGCUCAUUACCCGGAGAGGUUGGGCAUUGCAAUUUUUUACAAUCCACCAAAAGUGUUUGAGUCAUUUUGGACGAUGGUGAAACCAUUUCUAGAACCCAAGACUCACAAAAAGGUGAUAUUUGUUUACCCUCAUAACCCAAGAAGCUGCGCGGUGAUGGAAGAACACCUUGACAUGGACAAGGUGGAAUCCUAUUUUGGUGGGAAAACUUCAGUUGGAUUCAACUAUGAAGCUUAUGCUCGGAAAAUGAAAGCAGAUGAGAGUACCAUGUCUCGUGUAUUUGAUUCAUGUUGUUCAUCAUCGCCCGGACUUUUAGACUCAAAAUCUCUCGAACCAGUGCAGUCACUUAACAGUGCUUCUGUGGGUGAAGCAGCAUCUAGGGAGAAAGCAAUUUGUUCAAACUUGGAAGAUGCUGAUGGUAGUACAAAUGGAAAGAUAACGUGCUCCCAGUAUGAAUCCAAUAAGGUCAAUGAACCAAACAAGAUAUAAAGGGCUGAAUCAGAAGAAAAGUAGGCAUAGGCAAGGUGGAUUAUAUUACUCAUUCAAACUACACAAACACUGAACUUCAAUCAGUAUGCAUUAUAGGUUUGAAAGUGUCAUCUGAACCAUUACUUUCUCAACCAAAGCCACUUGUGGUCCAGACCAGCAUGGAUCCAAAUCUCACUCAAAAAGAUAAAAGUUUGAGUUGGCUCAUGUGGCAUUAGAAUGUCAGAAAAAUUCAAGAAAUAGAAAUUUCAGAUUUCUUUCAUGUUACUUUUUCCCUCUCCCUAAGUUUCUCUAUCUUUCUGUGUGUUGUGGUGGGGUUCUGAUAGGGUGUGUUUCAGUGAUUGUGAUUGCUAUUUGUUCAAUGUCAAGCUAUGAUGAGAAACACCUACCACCCUUUCAUGUACUAAGGUACAACCCAAGACCUAAUUCACAAAAAGUUAAUUUUCCUUUAAACAUGAAAAUUUUGUAGA